CAUUUUUGUAAUUCAAUCGCAGUAACUUUGAGCAAUUUCUCAAUAUAAAUAUAUAUAGAAUCCUGAGCGAUGAGCAGAAGUGACCAAGUAAAACAACUUUCUCCAUGCGCAUACGAGGCAGCUCAUAUCUUUGGCUACUGCUUGUUUUAAAUAUCAUGAAUGCCACGAAUGGCUAUCGAAUGGUGAAGAGACACUACCAAGGACAAGGUCCCGCAAAUCUCUAUGCCGACUUUGCGUCCAUUAACACGGGUGCCGGAGGAGGAAGAGGAGUGGGAGCUUUCAAGCAAGAGGAUUGUCAUUUAAUAAAUGCAGGUGAAGCAGCGGGUGUAGGUGGAGGAGGUGUAGGAGGAGCUGCUGGAUCCUCUGGAGCCGGCAGUGGCCAGCAACAAUGUAGUCCUGGUCAAGAAGAUCCCGGCCGCAAAUGUGAUGUAAAACAAAUCUUUCAACCCGGCGACCCGAAACAAAAGUCCUCAAGCAUUGCCAUAAAGGCAGCCCAGGAUGCCAGAGCCGCAAGUGAGGCUCAAGCAGCCGCUGGUCUAGCUGCUGCCCAGCACAUCAAGCAGGAACUCGCCGAGAAGGCCUUCCAAUCGGCCAAGGCAGCCGAAGCGGCACUCACAGGCAAGCAAAUGGUUGUCGAGCAAUUGGAGCAGGAAAUGAACGAAGCCUCCGCCGUGGUCGAGGAGGAGUCCUCCUCUCUGCAGAACACAGAGAUGAAUAUGAAUGCCGCCGUGGAUGCAGCACGUGCUGCUACCCAGCAAUUUGAGGCCCUAACCGAGCUUCAAAAAACCGCCAAGGAUAAUCUGGCCAAUAUUCAAACCGUCGCAAUGGGUUCACAGCAAGAAAUGGCUUCGAAAACUCAAUUACUCGAGGCAGCCAAAAACCGUGUAGGUUUGCUCCAAAAGCAAUUGCAAAGUGCUCGCGAAGACUUUGAGAAGACGAAACAAGCCGCCUACAAAGCAGCUUGUGCUGCGGUUGAGGCCAAACAGAAGGCAUCAUCGAAUGCGACCAAUUUUAGGCUACGUCGACGAAGUCAUCGUCGAGGUCGUAGACGAGAGGAGGUAACGGAUGAGAGGCAAGGGGCAAAUGCUGGCCAAACUUAAACAAAUGUUUCUUUUUUCUCCACUUUUAUGUAUAUAUAUUUUGUAUAUUAUAUAUUUUCUUGUGUUUAGCUGACAAAGAGAGUUUAGAGAACGCAAAGUGAGCAGGUGCAAUAGGAAAUAGUUUCUUAUUCAAGGACAAUUUGUCUCC
This is a messenger RNA of Drosophila willistoni, 1248 nucleotides long. RefSeq names its product glycine, alanine and asparagine-rich protein. The transcript is spliced from 2 exons. The record is from RefSeq and is a predicted model, not a curated record. The coding region runs from base 105 to 1100 and encodes 331 amino acids. Lineage: Eukaryota; Metazoa; Arthropoda; Insecta; Diptera; Drosophilidae.